Molecule: messenger RNA, 2028 nt
Organism: Pogonomyrmex barbatus (red harvester ant)
Lineage: Eukaryota; Metazoa; Arthropoda; Insecta; Hymenoptera; Formicidae
Product: protein phosphatase PTC7 homolog
Biological process (GO): protein dephosphorylation
Cellular component (GO): mitochondrion
Molecular function (GO): protein serine/threonine phosphatase activity
Source: RefSeq, a predicted model, not a curated record
AGAGGAAGAGAAAACCAAAGGAGAAACAGGAGGAUGGCAUCUGGACAACCGUAAACUGUGAAUCGACAGAAUUAGUACCGCGAUGCAAUCUAUUUACUGGACUGGGCGACUUCUGUCGCGCGCGCUCUGGAACGGCAUCGCGAGCUACAGCACCGCGUGCGGCACCGAGCAGCAGCAACCGAGCGCGGUCGUCGCGAGCAGGCGCCGCGAAGCCUCGCUCGUCUCCGCGGUGUGCGGCUUCCCGAAGGACUUCGCCCGGAGCCGAAUACGCAGGGGACAAUUCGGCGACGAUGCCUGGUUCACCGCCCGAUUCAGGACAGCCGAAGUUAUAGGUGUGGCUGAUGGUGUAGGAGGAUGGCGACAUUACGGAAUCGAUCCAGGAGAGUUUUCUAAUUUCCUCAUGAGGACAUGCGAGAGGCUAGUCUCCAUGGGCAGAUUCACACCUACAGAACCAGCCGGCUUAUUAGCACGUAGUUACUAUGAAUUAUUAGAAAAUAAACAACCAAUAUUAGGCAGCAGCACCGCGUGCGUAAUAGUCCUCAACAAAGAGACAAGCAGCAUUUAUGCAGCUAAUAUAGGAGAUAGCGGAUUUGUAGUCGUACGAAGGGGAGAGGUAGUACAUCGGUCCUUAGAGCAACAACAUUAUUUUAAUACUCCUUUCCAAUUAUCGCUGCCACCUCCAGGACACUCUGAUCUAGUACUUCGCGACAGUCCAGAAUCCGCCGACACUUCGAGUUUCGGAGUCGAAGAUGGCGAUGUAAUCCUUCUGGCAACCGACGGGGUAUUUGACAAUGUGCCUGACCAGUUGCUAGUCACCGAGAUGCGUAAGGUCGAAGGCGAGAGAGAUCCAACGAAAAUACAAUGCGUCGCUAACACGAUAGCGUGGAUGGCGCGUCGUUUGGCCUUUGACGGCGCUUUUAUGUCUCCGUUUGCUCAAAAUGCUCGGGAAAAUGGGAUCGAUGCAAUAGGUGGUAAGCCAGACGAUAUCACGGUGCUUUUAGCAACGGUGGCGAUAUGAUAAAACAAUAAGGAACAAGUGUACAAUAGAACCCUAACGAUCAUUGUAUUAUAGUCCAUGUCAUUGCGUAUAUGUAUUUAGUUAUACAUCAUUAUAUUAAUCCUAUUACGCUAAUCAUUUAUUAUUUAAAUCGAAAUAAAUGGUUUUGUAAAAUCACUUCUUAUUCUUCAUUAUUUAUUUUUUUACAAUUCUGAUAAUUACUAACGUACUCUUUGGCGAUUGUGGAUGUGCUUAUUGAUUCAUUCUUUCAGCAUCUAUGUGUCACAUAUCACACGUCUACUUUCGGUAAAUUUGUCACUCUCUUUAAUUGUAUACUGUAUAUAUUUAUAUUUAAAAAUAAAAUAAAAAAUAUUCAAAAACCAAACAAAUCAAAAUUAUCGAGAACAUUCUAUGAUCUUAUAUUUAAUGAAAUAUUGAAAGAGUUAAUAUAAAUAUCUAACAGGAAUCGAUCAAGGAUGUAAUCAUUAUUAAUAAUUGCACUGAUCAGAAUAACAAUGUUAACGUUUAAGAAACAAUUAGCCAUCUCAAAAUUAAAAAUCCAGAAUCGCAACAUCCACGAUACAUUUAUAAAUAUAAUAUAUUAAGUAUUGAUCGAGCUAAGAAUUUAAGAAAUAAAUCGUGCAAAAAAACAUCCCAUAAUCCUGGAAGCCAAAUAUAAGAAAAAUAAAUAUGUGCAAAUCUAAGAAAUUAGAAUAUCAACAUUCGAAUAAUAAUUAGUAUUUAAAAAAUAAAAAAUUCAAAGCAUUCAUCUUAAGAUAUUAAAAAUCGCGAUUAGAGAGAAUGACAAUUAUUCCUUGCAAUCGCGCGGGAAUUUAAAUUUCUUAUUUCUUUGUCUAAAUCGGUAUUCUGCAAAUAAAUUGCAUUUGACAUUUACAGAUGAUCUGUAUUAAAAAUUCAUAAUUGUUUAGCUUAGGAUAUCAUUGUACAUAGCACUCACGAGGAUCACAGAAAAAGUUAUACUUAAGCUGAUUAAUCACACUUGGUAAAGUGAUGUUCAUCUUUUUCAAAAA